AUGUUUCGCUUCUCACGCCCAAGUGCUGCGGCCUCCACCUUUUUCAUGCCAAAGGUCAGUUACCUUGGCGUUGGGGCGCUCGACAGUGCCACGAGCAAGAUGACAAAGUUGGGCUUUAAGAAGCCCUUAUUGGUGUGCGACACCGGCAUCGAAAAGGCAGGCAUUCUUGAAACCGUCAUGGAUGUGCUUAAGAAAAAGUGUCAAAUGGACCCUGUCGUAUUCAAGGAUGUGCAUCCGAACCCAACUGCCCACAACGUGGAGACUGGUCUGGAGUUGCUGAACAAGAAUGCGUGCGAUUCUAUCAUCGCUAUUGGAGGUGGAUCGCCGCAGGACUGUGCAAAGGGCAUUGCACUUGUCAAGGCUAAUGGGGGAACCAUCUAUGACUACGAGGGUCUGGACAAGGCAGAGAAGGACCAGUACCCGCUGGUCUGCAUAAACACAACAUCGGGCACAGCAAGCGAAAUAACGCGCUUUGCGGUUAUUACGGACGAGAAGCGACACGUCAAGAUGGUGAUUACGACAGAUACUGUGACUCCACUCGUUGCCAUAGACGACGCUCAACUGAUGAUGGGACAGCCGCCUUCUCUUACUGCUGCCACGGGUAUGGAUGCUCUCACACAUGCAGUUGAAGCGUAUGUGUCAGUGGGCGCAAGCGAAACCACAGAUGCGUGCGCGCUAUAUGCCAUGAGACUUAUCAAACAGCACCUUUCUAAUGCGGUGAAGGAUGGCAAGAAUCUUGUGGCACGAGAGGGUAUGUGCUACGCGCAGCAUCUUGCUGGAAUGGCAUUUAACAGUGCAGGUCUCGGUUACGUGCACGCAAUGGCUCAUCAGCUUGGUGGCUUCUACGACCUCCCCCAUGGCGUCUGUAACGCCAUCCUGCUGCCACACGUGGAAAAUUACAACUCUUUCGUAUGUGCGCGCCGUUUGGGUGAUGUUGCCGUGCAAUUGGGUGUCAGUACGACAGGCAUGGACGAUAAGAAUGCCGCUGCUGCUGCAAUUGAUGCGAUUCGUGCUUUAUCAAAGGAAGUUCAAAUCCCACCAGGAUUUGAACAACUUGGUAUGAAGGAGAAGGACAUUCCCGCGCUGGCAGAAUCAGCCUUGAAGGAUGUUUGCGCCGCCACUAACCCGCGACAGGGCAGCAAGGAAGAUGUGAUGAAGAUCUACCGUGAGUCAAUGUAG
Trypanosoma cruzi is the source of this 1179-nucleotide messenger RNA. Its product is annotated as alcohol dehydrogenase, putative. The record is from RefSeq and is a predicted model, not a curated record. The coding region runs from base 1 to 1179 and encodes 392 amino acids. Lineage: Eukaryota; Euglenozoa; Kinetoplastea; Trypanosomatida; Trypanosomatidae. Gene Ontology annotation, molecular function: alcohol dehydrogenase (NAD+) activity; metal ion binding. The transcript has a single exon.